GACCUUCUCAUAUAAAUACAAUCCGCAGGGUUAUGAGUGAGAGGUCGUAGUCUGAGAAACACGAACCAAUGAUUCCCAUAUGUCCAGUGGUCUCCUUCACCUAUGUGCCCAGCCGGCUAGGUGAAGAUGCUAAAAUGGCUACCGGCAACUAUUUUGGAUUUACCCACGGUGCUGCUGCCCAAUACAGUCAGCAGCCGGGCGCGGUGGCCUACACCCACCCUACCACCGUGGCCAGUUACACAGUACACCAGGCACCGGUGGCUGCUCACACCGUGGCAGCAGCCUACGCUCCCACUGCUGCCACGGUUGCUGUCGCCAGGCCCGCCCCAGUUGCCGUGGCAGCCGCAGCCACCGCCGCAGCCUAUGGCGGGUACCAGCCAGCGCACGCCACCGCCGACUACGGCUACGCACAACGCCAGCCGGACGUCCCACCGCCGCCUCCCCCGGUCACCUCCCAGAACUACCAGGUGGGUUACCAGGAUUCCUACUCCUACGUACGAUCCACGGCCCCGGCGGUAACCUACGACCCUAAGCAGUACUACCAGCAACCCGUAGCUAGCGCUGCGGUGGCCGUACAGCCCCAGCCCACGGCCGAAUCCUAUUAUCAGGCCGCCUCCCUUAACACAUCCUGGGACGCCACGUGGAAGAAAACACUACCAGCUUCUAAAACAGGCUACAGCCAGGCCAGUCUGACCCCCUACACCCAGACCCAACAGACCAGGCAGGUGACAGCCAUCAAGCCUGCUGCGCCCUCCACCUUCUCCAUCUACCCGGUCUCCUCCACCGUUCAGCCCGUCGCCGCCGCCUCUGUGGUCCCCUCUUACUCUCAGAGCCCUACCUACUCCACCAAUGCAGUCACGUACUCUGGUAAGCACGACAUGCAAGCCGUAACCAGCAUGCACUACCUGCCAACUACCUACUCAACCAACGCAGUCACGUACUCCCAGAGCCCCACGUAUAGUACCAACCCCGUCGCAUACUCCGGCACCUCGUAUUCUGGCUAUGAAGCAGCGGUGUACUCGGCUGCCUCUACCUACUACCAGCAGCAGCAGCAGCAGCAGAAACAGGCUGUUGCGGCAGUAGCAGCUUCAGCAGCCUGGACAGGCAGCUCCUUCACCAAGAAACCUCCCUUCCAGAGCAAGCAGCUGAAACCCAAGCAGCCCCCCAAACCACCACAAAUCCACUACUGUGAUGUCUGCAAGAUCAGCUGUGCUGGACCCCAGACCUACAAGGAACACCUGGAGGGCCAGAAGCACAAGAAGAAGGAGGUGGCCCUGAAAGUCUCCCAGAGCAGCAGCAGUAGUAGUAGUGGUGGAGGCUCAGCCCGGGGGACUCAGAACCAGCUCCGCUGUGAGCUCUGUGAUGUCUCCUGUACCGGGGCUGAUGCGUACGCUGCACACAUCAGAGGGGCGAAACACCAGAAGGUGGUGAAACUCCACACCAAGCUGGGGAAGCCCAUCCCCUCUACAGAACCCAGUGUAGUGACCCAGACCCCUACGUCAACCACGGCCGCUCCCUCCAAGACCCCUGCUUCCUCUUCCUCCACCCUCACAGGCUCCACAUCCAACUCUUCCUACCUGAAAUCGGUCAACGUUGUCAGCCAGGGUGGGGCUGGGAUAGGCAAGGGUCCAACCGUCAACAGCCUAUCAGCAGCCAAUGCCACCACAGCUGUCAAGAAGGUCAACACCCCCAAGAUCAACUUUGUUGGAGGAAACAAGCUUCAGACUACUGGGAAAGUGACAGAGGAAGCCAAGGUGGAGGCAUCCAAACCUCCUCUGCCCUCAUUGGUCCCCCAGGUUCAGGAGUCCAAGAACGAGUCUUCUGAUUCCCUGUCUGCGUCCACCCUGGCUGCCCUGCAGAGUGAUGUGCAGCCUGUUGGACAUGACUAUGUGGAAGAGGUGCGUAACGAUGAAGGCAAGGUGAUCCGUUUCCACUGUAAGCUGUGUGAAUGCAGCUUCAACGAUCCCAACGCCAAAGAGAUGCAUCUGAAGGGCAGGAGACACCGCCUGCAGUACAAGAAAAAGGUGAACCCGGAGCUGCAGGUGGAGGUAAAGCCCUCUAUCAGAGCCAGGAAGAUCCAGGAAGACAAGAUGAGGAAACAGAUGCAGAAGGAAGAAUACUGGAGGAGGAGAGAAGAGGAGGAGAGAUGGAGGAUGGAGAUGAGGUACGGCGAGAUGGGACGUUAUGAGGAGGAGAUGUACUGGCGUUGUAUGGAGGAGCAGCACCACUGGGACGAGAGACGUGGGGGGCCCAGGAUGCCAGGGGACGGACCUUACCCCCAGGGGCCCCCUGGCCCACCUGGACUACUGGGGGUUCGGCCUGGCAUGCCCAUCUCUCAGCCACAAGGACCUGUGCCUCCCCGUCGCCCGGACUCGUCAGACGAUCGCUACGUGAUGACGAAGCACACGGCCAUCUACCCUUCCGAGGAGGAGCUGCAAGCCAUCCAGAAGAUCGUCUCCAUCACAGAGAGAGCCCUCAAACUGGUCUCAGACAUCACAGAUCAGGAGAAGACUAAGGAGACUACUGGGGAGGAGAAAGAGAAGGAGGUCCCGAAGACUGCCCAAGACAGAGCUCUGAAGGGGGUGAUGCGGGUGGGGGUGCUGGCUAAAGGACUGUUGCUCCGCGGAGACAAGAACGUCAACCUGGUCCUGCUCUGUUCAGAGAAGCCAACCAAGACCCUGCUGAGCUGCAUAGUGGAACACCUGCCCAAACAGCUGGUGCUGGUGACCCCGGAGAAGUACGAGGUGAAGGGUUCCAUCGAGGACUGUUCCAUCAUCCUAACGUCUGGCGCCGACCCCAAAAUGACAGUCACGGUCACCCUGACGUCCCCCAGCAUCCGAGAGGAGGAGACACCUGCCACACCCCCGCCACGGGACGGAGAUGUAACCUGGGGCUUGGUGCGAGACCCAGAGGACGUCUUGGACAGGCUAAAAUGCCUUGCCGCUCUGGCGGCCCUCCGCCACGCUAAGUGGUUCCAGGCUAGGGCCAAUGGACUCCAAUCCUGUGUGAUUGUUAUUCGUAUCCUGCGUGACCUCUGUCAGAGGGUCCCCACGUGGUCUGCCUUCCCCAGCUGGGCCAUGGAGCUGCUGGUUGAGAAGGUCAUUAGUAGUGCCUCUGGUCCCCUGAGCCCAGGCGACGCACUGAGACGAGUCUUUGAAUGUAUUUCCUCUGGAGUCCUUCUACCCGGUGGUCCGGGAUUGGUCGACCCGUGUGAGAAGAACCCCACCGAUACCCUGACGACCAUGGAGGAGCAACACAGAGAAGACAUCACCUCAAGUGCCCAGUUUGCUCUGCGGCUGCUAGCGUUCCGUCAGAUCCACAAGGUGCUGGGAAUGGACCCACUGCCCCAGAUGAACCCUCGCUUCAACGUACACAACAACCGCAAGCGUCGCCGCGACAUCGACGGAGCGGACGGCUUCGAGGGCGAAGGGAAGAAGGACAAGAAAGAUUUUGACAGUAGUUACUAGGACCUGUCCCACCAGUCACCCCUUUUAUUCAUUAGUCUGUGGUCACGUUCCAGACGGAUUACAUUGCAGUCACCUGCUGCCAGAUCUCACAACGCCUGGAUAGGUGUUUUAAGAUGUGAGCUAAGUGCAUCAUAUGAUAUAACAAUGUUCUGAUGCCAGUUUGCGCAGUCAUAUACGUGGCACACCGCCAUUGGUUAAUUCCCGUAGCAAGACUGCAAUGUAGUCGGCCUGAAACGCUGCCUAUAUGUAAUUAUUAUUUUUUUCUUUCUGUUGUCUCUGAUAUUAACAAAGGGGUUUGUUUAGAAUCUAAAGACCACAUCGGAUAGGGCCUGGUCCUGCAAGCCAUAUAGACUAGCGUUGCGUUCAUUAGGGCACACGUUUUUAAAUGUUUUGCAACGGAGAGAGAAAAAAAGAACAAUGACUUCUUAUUCGGACAAUUCCAAGUAACGUCAGUCCAUUUUUUUUUUUCCCUCCACUUGUUGCCUAAUAAAUAAGACCCUAUUUUUUUGACUGCAGCUCACUGUAUAGGCUUUACUGCAGCACCAAGUUUGUCCACGAUGUUUCUGUUUUGGCUAGCGAUUGAUAUGACCUGUGGUGGUUGGGACCUAAACUUCUCCUUCCUAGCUGAUACUACUUCUACACACCCCUCUGCUUCUCCAUGACAACGGGGCUUCAUCAGCAUGUACUCCUUUUAGACUUUGCCACCCCCCCCCCCUCUUAUUUUCCGGACCGACUUUCCAGGUUGAAGUUAUGAAAACGUGAAAAAGACAGCUCUAAUUGUUAAUAAAUCCAGAGGAUCAUAAUACAUGUUAAUGCCUAACAUGCAUGUUAUUUCUAGUUGCUUACAUUCAGUGUUGGUUGUUUAGUGAGAAAGUUUAAUACCUCAUUGUGAAGCCCAUAAUUCGAUCAGUCGCCAGUAAUGUUUUAUUUUCCUAUAAGCUGUAAUUUCGAAUAUGGUUUAUUCUUUUUUUUUUUUUUUUUUGGCAUAAUGCAUAAAGUGGUGUAAAAUCUAUCGUCUUGUCCCCAAUAAGGCCAGGCUGCAAUGUGUUCUAAUGUUUAACACAGGCCCCUGAUUAACUGUGGCUUUGUUAUACUACAUUUUCUGAAAAGACUGAUUUUCUUAUUCGUUGUUAGUAGUGCAGUUUAUUCUCUAAUAUAUGAAAAUAUACCUUUUUAAUAAUCUUGCAAUGGAUCAAAAAGUGUUUGGUUUGUUGAGUGUGCAUGGCUGUGGUUUCAGAUUUUUGUUAUCUUAUGGCUUUUAACAUGUUUUGGUUUUACAGAUUUAAUUCUAAUGGGAAAUGUAAUGGCUUGCCCCUAAUCUUGGUUUAAUGUUGUAUACAUAUAGUUAAUUUUGAAUAAUCUAUAGUAAAAAUUAAAAACAGUCGAGUAAAAGAAAGUGUAAAGUUGAUGUUGUAAUUUGAGGUUUAAAUGUAGAGCCACUCUCUUUGAUGCCUGACUGUCAGCCUCUCUGUCUCAGUACCUGCUUUAUCAUGGACAAAAUAAAGACAUUUCCUGAA
Messenger RNA from Salmo salar (Atlantic salmon), 4984 nucleotides. RefSeq names its product zinc finger RNA-binding protein. Lineage: Eukaryota; Metazoa; Chordata; Actinopteri; Salmoniformes; Salmonidae. Gene Ontology annotation, molecular function: single-stranded RNA binding; zinc ion binding; double-stranded RNA binding. Gene Ontology annotation, cellular component: precatalytic spliceosome. The record is from RefSeq and is a predicted model, not a curated record.